Adineta steineri is the source of this 1506-nucleotide messenger RNA. The record is from the annotation of a GenBank genome assembly. NCBI's taxonomy places the organism in Eukaryota, Metazoa, Rotifera, Eurotatoria, Adinetida, Adinetidae.
AUGGCUACACUAGAAAAACUUCGUCCAACAUCAGGAGUUACACCAGCUAGUCUUAAACGUGAAACAAAUGAAUAUUUACAACGUGCAUCUAAUCUUGAACGAAAUCGACAAUAUGAAGAAGCAUCUGUUCUUUACAGACGUGUUGUUUCUAUAAUUAAUUCACGUGAAGGUACACCAGCUGUUGAUGAUGAAUUAAUAUCAAUAAAACGUAAUGCUAAUCAACAAUUACUUCAUUUAUCAUUAAAUAAAAAUCAAACAGCAAAUUCUAAUGAUGUAUAUCGAAAUAUGGUUCGAGAUUUAUCAUCUCAAAUUCCGCAUACAAACAAUGAACAAGAUCUAGCUGACAUGUCUCAGCAAGUUUUUGAAGAUCCAUCAGCAUUUCAACCAAUAGAUGCUACUGCAAAUCAAAAAGAAAGCAAUGCUAAUGUUUUAUUUGAACUUGAUACUGGUGCAAAACUAUUUUAUUUAGCAAAAGAUGGAUCAAUACAAACAACAUCAGAAACGUUACCUUUAACAAUAUACGAAGUCACUGAAGACGGAGAAAAAUGUGGAUUAUUAAAACUAGGUAGUUGGAUUUAUCCAUUACAUCCAAAAGUUUCACCAGCAUUCAAAACUGGUUAUGAUGCAUAUAUUUUUCCAAAUAAUACAUCAGUUGGUGAAUUUGUCGGUCUUAUGUUUGAUGAAACAAUAUCAACUGAUACUCGUAGUUUCUUUGAAGAUAUUCUAUCGAAAUUAUCAGUUUUUAUGGCUCAACAAGGAACACCUACUUAUGGUGAAUCAUUAACAGCCAGAACUAAUAAUGAUACAAAUACUAAUGCAGCGAUAAUCGGACAAGACGUAGCAACAGCCCAAGAAGACUUACCAUACGAUACAACAAGAAAAACAGGAAAAGUUGCAGUUGCACUUAUGACUGGAACAAAAUUUUUAACAAAACAGUUAGCUACUGGUGUUGGUAUGGCUGAAAAUGUAAUAGGACAUGUAUCAAAAAAUGUACAGGGAAAAUUAGUACCAAAUGCUGAACCAGUUAAAGUACAUAAAGGUUUACAUGCUACUGCUCGUGGUCUACGAUCUACAUCAGAAGUUGCUGUUAAAGCAAGUGGUUUUGUUGUAUCAAAAAUAGGUGACAUGACUCUUGGUUUAGCACGAACAUUUGCACCUAAUUUUGGUAAAGUUCAAAAGAAGACAAAUCCAGAUGGUAGUAUUGAAACAGUGAAAUUAAGUGGUUUGAAAGGUAUUGGACAUGCUGGAUUGGCAAGUUUUGGCAUUGUCUAUGAAAGUUGUGAAAAUGCUGCAAAACAUUUAGCAACAAAUUUAGCUAACGAAAGUGUUAAUGUUAUUAAAUAUAAGUUUGGUGAUGAUGCUUCCAUUUUGACAGAAAAUGCAGCAUAUGCAGUUGGAAACACUGCGUUAACAGCAUAUACUGUUGGAGGACUUGGUCCGAAAUCAAUUGCAAAAAAAGUUGUCAAACAAACAGCAAAACAAACAGUAAAGAAUGCGUUUUCAUAA